AUGGACGUACCAUCAGACACUAUCCUUGAGAGACUAACCUUGAGAAGCGUAGAUCCAGUUACAGGGGAAAGGUGAGUACUGGGACUUCAAGUAACCUCUUUAAACAUAUUCACUGUUGGUUUUGCCCCGAGCAUGAAUAUCUUCGUUGAUAAUGGUAAAAGGACUGAGUGGAAUCCAAUUCGGUCUGUAAUCAUACAAGUGAUUAACAUAAUCGGGCGACGGCGUAGCAGGAUCACGAGUAUGGUUACAGACCGAAUUGGACGACACGAAGUUCUGUUGCCAAUUAAUCAUAACUGUAACAAAAUAUGUGAUAUUUUAGACCUUUUAAAUUAAAAAACAUGAAAUUCCAAGAGUGGGUGGGGGUUUCCGGUGACAAGUGCAUUAACUGGGAUAUAGCCGUUUGAAGUGUUUCAUCCAGCAAUUCUGGGGCGUUAACUUUCAAUCGGUUUACUGUUAUUCCGGGUUAUCUAGACCCUGUUUACACGAGUGGGUCCAGACAACAGCCAGAAACUUGAACCGAUCCGCCUUUCGUUUACACGGGGACCGGCGGAACAACUUUUGACCUGGUCAGAAGUACGGACUCGUGUAAACAGCACUACAAUCUGUGACAGAAUUUGCACGGUUCCGUGUAAAGGGUUUGCACAGAUAAAAAAUUCUUCCGUUCACAAAUUUCCCUAGACCCGUGUAAACGGCGUCUAAAGUGGCUCGAUUAGCGUUUUUAGCGGCCGCCCCUACAACACCUCAAUACCUCCCAAGUUUAGGCAUUAACUAGAUCGUUAUUAACAAGGAUAUCGGAAAACCGUCACCCGAAUUGUUUGAGAUAAAGAUAAUUAUGCCUCAGUAGUUUCGCUCUGAAAAAUAUAAUUAUUUUAAAACGUGUGAAAAUAGUUGAUAGGGAUAGAAGAAGGGUUUGAUGAGCUUGCGUUAAGGGGCUCUUUUUAUGUGGUCGGUCUACUGCAAAUAUGAAAACUGUGUGAUUAUUUUUUUAAAAUUGAUCUAUUCGAGGUUGAUUAUAAUUUUGUAUGUCCUUAAAGUUUUAGGACUUUAAAACCUUGAAGGCAUAAAAUGAAGCCCUCCAAUGCCCUCUUAAUUGUCACAGAUUCUGUGUUCUGAGAGUUCGUUUUAUUCAAGGGUUUGUCAAAUAAUUAUUCACUUCUUUUGGCUUGUUAGAUAUCACUUGAUUUACAAUCCACCUCGAACAAAUGAAGUUAAACAACGGUUACAAACGGUGAGUACUCUGUUUUUAUCAAAUGUUCAAAACAAAAUGUUAGUUAUGGGCCAGUUGUUCAGAAGAUAGAUAAAUCACUAUCCAGUUCAGUGGAUUUGACAGUGGAUAACUAUUAGGAAAACUCGUUGCGUUAUCCAGUGGAUAGUGAUUUAUCCGGUGGAUAGCGCUAUCCACCUUUUGAACAACUGGCGCUUGGACAACUUUGUGUUCUGUUUCGAUUCAGAGCCCAAAAGACGUAGAGUCAGCGGUCAACCACCGGAUGGCCGAGUACCAGGCCUACAUUGAGGAAAUCGGAGAGUACUACGAGGGGACUGGGGAGCACGUCAAUGCUGAUCAAGAUAUACACACCGUGUUUGAGUGUAUUGAGAGUAUAAUUGUAAACCCAAUACCACGAAAGGAGUAA
Messenger RNA from Porites evermanni, 1631 nucleotides. The record is from the annotation of a GenBank genome assembly. Lineage: Eukaryota; Metazoa; Cnidaria; Anthozoa; Scleractinia; Poritidae.